Branchiostoma floridae (Florida lancelet) is the source of this 1541-nucleotide messenger RNA. RefSeq lists its product as uncharacterized. The record is from RefSeq and is a predicted model, not a curated record. The coding region runs from base 67 to 843 and encodes 258 amino acids. The transcript is spliced from 7 exons. NCBI's taxonomy places the organism in Eukaryota, Metazoa, Chordata, Leptocardii, Amphioxiformes, Branchiostomatidae.
GCUGAGCAGAAGAUUGUCAUCAAGAGAAUCGUGCCUUACGCCACUUUCAAACAGGUGGCCCUUCUGAUGGCCUCGGAGAUUUUUGCAGUGGAGGCAAUGUCAGAAUUCACCCUGCAGUAUAAAAGCUGGACUCCAUCUGGAAACACAGUCUUCUCCACCGUCGAUCUGGACCAGACAGUAGGCACCUUCCACUGUGUGUUGGAUCUGCAGGCAGUCCAGGUGAACCCACAGGGUAAUGACUGGAAGUGGUUCAUGUCCAACAUGGGCUACCUACAGACAAGGAAGGAGAUCCAAGUUGCCCCAGCCUCCCUUGCGCAGAUGUUGGCACUGUGCGGCGGUGGUGCAUACAGCAUUCUCCAGUCCAGGGAUUCGGCCAUCUUCACCAUGCUGAACCCGGCCCUGAGCCAGGUCCUGUCUCGUCUCUUCUCAGUGAUGUGCCAGCCACAGGAUGCCUCCCACCAGUCUGCUGUUCCCGGAGAAAUCCUGCAGAUCGCCUACACAGAAAGUGGGCAGAUUUUGUCCACAACCUGUGCUCCAGAAGUUAAGGUGACCAUCUUCAACAAAGAGGGGCGGAGACUGUUAACAACUGAGGUCAUGGGGGAGACAAAAUUUGAAGAUGUGGCUGGGAAUAACUGUGUCCAGAUCUGUGGUGGUCUGAGAGUGACUCACUUCACCUUCAAGACCACCUCACCUACUGGACUCGACUUCCUCUGGCCUGACAUAAUGGUGGGAGGGUUUGGUCCUGAGGUGAACAUCAUUGCCGUGGAGGGGAGAGACGAAGACAGGUGGCACUGGAGGGUGUGCAAUGUUGGAUACCUGGAGGAAAGGAUCUAUUACCGCUAGGACGGCCCAGGCCAAGCUUGUACAUGGUAACAAGCUGCAAUAACUGGGGUAUGCUGAACUGGAGUUUCCAUGGCUCAGCAAUGUGGGAGGGAUUGGUGGAUGGGAAAGUGGUUGUCCUUGUUGUAAAAAGACAAAGUAAAAAGAAUGUCUAACUAUGCUAUAUUAUGUUAUGUUAUCUAUGGUUUGCUAUAUGUAUUUAAACAAAGAUAGUUUAUAACUUAAAAGUUGCAUUAAAUAUGAAUCCUGUUUCCUCAAAAAGGGUUAACUGUUACUCAUUUUUCCAAAUUACUGUCUUCCUCCACAAAAAAAACUUAGAAACUUAUUGGGGGUUACAGAAAACACAGUACUCGGAAAUUUCUGUUAGCUAUGGAGUAAAGGUUAUGAAGCAUAUCAUUACAAAACUAAGUAUUCUUUUCUUUCUAUUAACUCAUCUUUUGCACUUGAUCAUGUUUCACAGAUUCAAUUUCAUUUUGUACUACUACUGGAAUAUAGUUACUCCCUGAUUGAAGGUAGCAGGUUGAGCUUGUGGAAAAAAGAACAGAUGCUAAAAACUUUCCUCCAUUUUGAAAUGGAAAUUCCACUCUCCUAAUUUCUGCCACAAAUGCUAUUUUCAUAAUAACAUAUAGUGCCAUGGCAAAAAAGGAGAAGUGGAGUUCCCAAAUUGAAGUGGAGCUUGUUGCAAAUAAACUUUUGAAAAA